This is a messenger RNA of Metarhizium robertsii ARSEF 23, 792 nucleotides long. Its product is annotated as Glycoside hydrolase, superfamily. The transcript is spliced from 2 exons. Lineage: Eukaryota; Fungi; Ascomycota; Sordariomycetes; Hypocreales; Clavicipitaceae. The record is from RefSeq and is a predicted model, not a curated record. Gene Ontology annotation, biological process: fungal-type cell wall polysaccharide metabolic process. Bases 1 to 792 code for a protein of 263 amino acids. Gene Ontology annotation, cellular component: fungal-type cell wall.
AUGCCCCACUUAAGCUCGUUGGUAACGGCAGCACUGCUGUUGACGACAUCCUCCGGCGCCGAAACACCGAAACGCGGCCUCGCUGCCAAUGACGGCAUUCCCAUCAACAACUUUUGGGGAAUUUUUAAAGGCCACAAGUCCCAGAUUACCUGGCAAUACAACUGGGAUAGCACAACAAACCAAAAACAGCCCUUUGCCGAAUUCGUACCCAUGCUCUGGGGCACCCAGAGCUAUCACACUCAGCAAUGGCAUUACAACGCUCGCUACUGGAUGCAGCGAGGAACCCAGCAUUUACUGGGCUUCAACGAGCCCGACCGUCCAGACCAGGCAAACAUGUCCCCCGAAGCGGCAGUAACAGCAUGGAAGACGUAUAUGGAGCCGUAUGCAGGCCAAGUAAAGCUUGGCGCACCGGCAAUCUCGAAUGCCGGCUACGACUGGCUGAGCGAGUUUCUCAACCAAUGCCAAGGCUGUCAUAUUGACUUCAUCCCUGUCCAUUGGUACAACGAUCAUACCCUGGAGUUUGACCUGGAGAACUGGGUCAACAAGGUCUGCCAAUUGGGCAGGGGCCGUCAAAUUUGGAUCACAGAGUUUCAAGGAUUCGGGUCUCCCGCUCAGCAGGGCGAAUUUUUGAAGAGGGCCAUGCCGUUUUUGGAUAAAACUGCUUGUGUUGCGCGGUACGCGUACUUUGGCACUGCGAUGAACUCUCAGGUUCUUCUCCAGAAUGGUGGCCCAGCCCUUUCACCUCUCGGAACGCAGUAUGCUUUCAGUCCCUACGGGUAUGGGACAGUUUGA